GCGACUUCCAUCUCUUUGGCCAUAGAUGAGUCGAAGUACCGGAAGAUCGUGCGGUUUCGCGUCGACCUCCCGAUUGCCGCCUGCACCGCAGCCUCUGGCGCGCCCGACCUCCCUUCUGCGCGAAACAGCGGCGCGGGCCUCCACGUGGGGAACGUUGGCGCUUCAGGAUUUUGCGCGUCCGGCGUGUUAGGCCUCCUCGACUGCUCGAAAAAACGCGCGUCCGACUUCGAGGAUGACCACGCUGUCACUGCGGUUAAGCAGCUCGAUGACUUUCUUACGAAAUUCUGUACGCCGCUCGGCAAAAUAAAAGGCCACAGGGGAGCGCAGCCGCUGGCGUGCGACCAGAAACUGAAAGCGCACGUGCUGGGAACAGUCACCAGUUUCGCUGCCGAUGGCGCGUCCAAGGAGCGGCGUUCAGUCUUUCUCGCUGCUCGCGAUCUGUUCCCUAACUUGUUAAUCGUGAUUCGCGACCCAGCUCACGCCAUUCGCAUUGCCUGCAAGUCGAUGCACUGCGACGACGUGUUUGGGCAGGUAUGGAAGGAGCUGUUCGAUGAUCGGCAUGCGCUGGUUCCUGACCUGAUGAAUUCUACCAAGUGGCACAACCUUCUGGUGGCCAUCCAGGAGGACAACGUGCAUGCAGUGGCGGUGCCUGGACUCCCUGGAGGGCCCCAGCCCCUGGCGGGAAUCGUGCGGAACUUGGCGUUCGCCAAGCAACGCUUCGACUCGACGGCGGGCCCCGUGUUGAAAAUUGCUCUCAUGCUUCUGCCGGUGGCAACCUUGCUGGCGUACAUCGCGUCCGACCGUCGCCGCGAUCGGGAGCAGCGCGAGCGGGCAGGCGCCCUGUUGCGGAAAUUCGAUACUGAGUUUUGUAUGGCCGUUGGUGUGUCGGCGGAUUGGGGGAUCAUAUGCAACUGGUUCUUGCGGCUCUUCGACGUCGCCAGCCACGACAUUGCGAAGUCGCGUUCUGAGAUCGACUGCAUGGUCGAGACGUUUGACGCGGUCUUCGUGCAAGGGCGUGUCUUCCAGACGGUUCUCCAGGCGGGCUUUAUCACAGAGACGGCAAUGCGCAAUCUCCGCACCAAGUAUGUGUUCUACGCAGACGGCGACCCCGUGAUGCCAUGGGGGGAACCAGCAGCGGCGCACAAGGAGGAGCUCCUCCACCGAAUGCAGAACGUGGCGGGAUUGACAAAAGAGCGCUUGCUCCAGGACUUCCCGCGGACUGACGUCCGCUCGGCGCUGGCGAUGUUUGACCGGCGUCUCGUGCAGAAAGGUUUCGGCCCAGUGCCUGAUGUUGAAGUGCGGCGGUUCCUGUUGCGGGGCGCGCGCCAGCUGGCGGCCCUGCUCGGUUGCGACGAGCAGGCGGCGAUGCGACAGUACGACGGCGUGCUUCCCUACAUGAUGGAACAGAUGGAGCCAUCCCAGCCACUGGCGGGGGCAACUAACCAGCAGGCGUGGGCACGCGUGCUCGACGAUGACUUUUGGGAGGCGGCUUGCCCGAGGCGUCUCCGCGGGUCUUCUCGCGUGCUCUGCCGCCUGGUGCGUUUCUACAUCUCGAUUGAAGACGGGGAGUGCACCGUCGAACGCGACUUGGCCAGAUUUCGGGACCAACGGGUAGAGCACCGCACCGAUGAUAUCGCCUUCCACGACGACGGCUUAAUCGUGAAGUUGAACGGGCCGAAGACGGCGGCUGAUUUCGACGAAGGCGCAGCUCGCUCUGGACUGGGCCUGACGUCCUUCUCCAGGGAAUGCGCCAGCCUCUGGCUGGAACUGUUCGGCCAUCGGCAUGGGCAUUACAAUCCUCACGCUACUGCGGCGGCCAAGUUAAAGAGGCGCGGUGCGCCCGGGCUUGUUCGAGGACGUGUUCGGGCCGUUCUUGGGGCCGCCCGCCUGGCCGUGGCUGCCGCGCGUCUUCGACGGGCGCGGGGCCAGUCUUCGACCGCGGUGCAUUCUGGCGCCGGCACCGAGGCGAGCGCCUUGUGGAACGAUGGCAUGGGUAAGUUCCAGGCGCGCAGCCGCAAGAAUAUACCAGGCGUCACGCAGGCGCGGGCGUGUCCAGGGGCGCCCUUCGCGAGUCCGCCCGGCGUCCACCUGGCUCCAAGACGAGGUGCGACGACGCAGCCUCUGGCGCGGCCCUCGCCGUGCAGCAAGGUAGCAAGCCUCGGCGGCGCGACCGACACGUGCCCUGCGAGAGGUUGCGCUACUGUCACUGGCAGACACCGUUGUGCAGAAGCAGACCUCGUCGUCGUUCCAGACUUUUCGUUCCUCCACGACUUGGAUGCGAUAGCAGCCAGCGCGGACCUGACCGUCUCUUACUUUUACAUCGCGUCGCUGGGCCUCGACGUCGUUACGAAGACACACCUUGUCUCUGCCCAGUGCCACCCAGAUGGAAUUCCACUCGGCCACCGCAUGCGCCACGUUCCAGCAAACCAGCGCGGGGAGGUGAUCCAUCUCGCGCCAGGCCUCGUCGCGGGGCAUCCAGACGUGAGGGCGGCGGCACGGCGCGUGGCCCGCAGAGCGGGGUCGAAACUCGCAGUGUCGGAAGCGCCCCCCCCAGCCGCUGGCGGGACGUGUUUCUCGAGUCUGCGCGACGUCGUCGCAUGGGCGUCUGCGGCGAGGAAAGUGAGGAAUGAAGGUGGGCCCAAGGCAGUGACCGUGGACGGAAUGCCAAUGCGCGCCUGA
Prorocentrum cordatum is the source of this 2679-nucleotide messenger RNA. The record is from the annotation of a GenBank genome assembly. Lineage: Eukaryota; Dinophyceae; Prorocentrales; Prorocentraceae.